AUGAAAGAGCAGUCAGGCUUUGAGAUGAGUAAGGGCUCUGCGACGCAUGCGGAGUUCUCUUCGGUGGGCAAUCAUGUAUCUGUGCAGAUCCCCGAGGUCACUUGGUGGAGACAUCCUGGAUUGCGGAGCUUGUACAUCAUGAUGCCUAUUCUCUUUCUUGGGUCUUCAACAAACGGUUAUGACGGGUCCCUACUCAACGGAUUGCAGACCAUGACACCGUGGCAGGAGUACUUUGGAAACCCUAGUGGUUCGACGUUAGGUCUCUACACUGCUAUUCAGAAUAUAGGCGGAGUGUGCUCGCUCUUAUUUUCAUCUUACGUCGCCGAUUACUUUGGGCGAAAACGAGGUGUUGCCAUCGGUUUGACAGUUCUUUUCGUGGGAACAAUAAUUCAAGUCGUCCCAUCCGUGAAUUCCGGCAUGUUCCUUGCAGGCAGAUUCCUCGUGGGCCUUGGAUCAAACGUGAGCCAGGGAUCUGCGCCCUUACUUAUCACCGAGCUGGCACACCCUCAGCAUCGAGGAAAGUUGACAACUAUGUACAACACACUAUGGUAUGUUGGGGCAAUUGUCGCAGCAUGGACUGUCUUCGGGACAAUAAAAUACACCUCGGAGGCUUCAUGGAGGAUCCCAGUAGCCAUGCAAGCAGCGAUGCCUCUCAUCCAGUUUAUCGGGAUAUGGUUUGUGCCAGAAAGCCCGCGCUGGCUCUGCGCUCAGAAUCGCUCGGAAGAGGCACUUGAGAUCUUGGUGAAAUACCAUGCAAGCGGUGAUAGAAAUGACCCAUUCUGUGCAUUUGAGUAUCAUGAAAUUCAAGAGACUAUCCUAAUGGAAAAGGAAAACUCCAAAAACGGAUGGCCUGUUCUAGUUCAGACCCCGGGUAAUCGCAAGCGACUCUUGCUUAUCGUUCUCGUCUCGUUCUUUUCGCAGUGCUCAGGCAAUGGCUUGGUAUCAUAUUAUCUUCACGAUAUACUCAGCUCUGUUGGAAUCGAGUCUUCUUAUGACCAGUCCAUGAUCAACGGGGGUUUGACCAUCUGGUGUUUCUUGGUUGCUAUCUGCUGUUCAUCAUUCCUUGUUGACGUACUUGGUCGUCGGAAGUUAUUCAUGAUCGCCGCAGUGGGUAUGCUUAUAAGUUUUAGCAUAUGGACAGGAUGCUCUGCAGUAUAUGCCAAGACCGGUAACUCUGGCGCAGGAAGUGCAGUCAUUGCAAUGAUAUUCCUCUUCUAUGGGGUAGCCGGCUUCGCAUGGCCCGGCCUGACUGUUGCGUACCCUGCUGAAAUUCUCCCAUUUAGUAUUCGCGCCAAAGGUCUCGCGGUCACUAUGGCAGUCACUGCUUUGUCGUCUGUAUUCAACCAAUACGUGAACCCCGUGGGUCUUGAACAUCUGCAGUGGCGCUUCUAUUUUGUUUAUAUCGCCAUCCUUGUGGUCGAGUGCUUUUGUGUAUGGUUUCUCUUCGUGGAGACAAAAGGUCCCACGCUGGAGGAAAUCGCGGCACUUUUCGAUGGAGACAAUGCGAAUGUCGCUGGAAAUGAGCGUUUGGCUCAUAACACAGAGACAAAAUCUGUGGAACCCUAG
Messenger RNA from Penicillium angulare, 1566 nucleotides. Its product is annotated as sugar porter family MFS transporter. The transcript has 7 exons. Gene Ontology annotation, cellular component: membrane. The record is from RefSeq and is a predicted model, not a curated record. Gene Ontology annotation, molecular function: carbohydrate:proton symporter activity. NCBI's taxonomy places the organism in Eukaryota, Fungi, Ascomycota, Eurotiomycetes, Eurotiales, Aspergillaceae. Gene Ontology annotation, biological process: transmembrane transport; carbohydrate transport. Bases 1 to 1566 code for a protein of 521 amino acids.